CCAUCAUUCGGUUUAUAUCCGAAAACCCUGCCAUGCUCGUUGCUUGUUAAGAGCAGCCUAUAGCGAUGUCUAGCCAACGUCAAAUAAUAUGGGUUGCAGAGAACCAUCUUUGGUGGGGCAGUGAGGGACCUGGGUUAGUUUGCAAGCCAUGCACAGUGGCUAGUUAGACUGGUAUUGUGUCAGCCCAGUAAGGACGAGUCAUUUGUUACCCUCCUUUUUCCGGAGUACAUUACCCAUGCAGUAAUCAUCAACGAAUAUGACGAGUUUACAUUAAAGAUCACGGUCAAGUCCAUACUUCAAUCUGGUAGAAAACGUUGUUCAGGUCAUUUGUGAUGUGAUUUUACAAUGUAUAUAUGGCGGAAAGCAUGUUAAAUGGCAACAGGUAGGCCUAUGUGGUACGUCCAGUGAAAUGGCCCAUUGACUCCAGUUCUGUUGUUUUAACGUAUAUUUCAAAGAUGACAAAUUGCAAGGAUGGCAUCUGACAGCCAAAGUUAGUAUCAAACAUUUGACAGCCAAAGUUAUGUAUCCCAAGACAGAUGACUACAGAAACCUAAAUCCAAAAAUCAUGCCUAGUGUAGUGUCCCAUUGCAUUGUGGCCAUAUCAGUUCGAGGUUGCUCCCAGUCAAAUUAUUCUAAACUAAAACUAGUCUUCAAUUCCAGGUACUUGCUUUUCUUAACACCAGUUUCCCGUGCACACCCUUAAUUCUUGAGUGUGUUGUUUCAGUAAUGAAGGUAAUCCACUAAACUGAACCAUGUCCAAAAUAACUAGUCGCACGUCUGGCGAACGCUGGUCCUGACCUGCUUUCUGAUUGGCAAUGCUUGCAAAGCACCAGUCCAAAGGAAAGGAAGGGCUGAAGGUUUUGCACAAUAUCACCUCCCUGUAAUGUAAAUAGUUGCCUUUUACGUACGAAAACCCAUUUAAAAAUGCCAUGGUGCCUAUGGCCAACUGACAAUUACACUUCGCACCAUUCACAUUGUGUCUGCAUUAUCGAAAAGUAAAUCAAGGUCAUUUUGAGGGCUCAGUAUGAGUUUGUAUAUAUUAAGAUAAACUGACUUGAUAAGCAACCAGUGUAGUAGUAUAAAAGAUAAGUUAUGCUCAGUUGAUCACGCAACUCAGUUAAAUUCAUGACAACAUAUUUAGAUUAUUAGAAGGAUUGAAAUUAUGAACAUGCAUAACAUUAUCAAAAUAUGUUUAUAAUAUCAUACAAUCGACACAUUGAAUUGCAUUUUUUCUUUUUACCACCAGAGAGCAGGAUAUAUUUAUGAAAGUAUCUAAGACUUUGCAGCAUCCGCAUUUAAACCUGCUAUUAAGUAAUAAAUCGAUCAAGCGCUUUCUCCUGAAAUUGUAAAACAAUUCAAUUUAAUUUUUGAAUUGCAUUAUUGUGUUGCUGGCGUAAUGUGUUCAAAAUACCGAUAAUAAUCCAAGUGAAUGUUUCUGAACUAAACUGUCUAUUUGAAUAAAAGCGGAAUACUGGAACAGGAAGUAUAGAUUUAAGUGGUUAGCAAGCUAUUGCAGUGCACUUCACUGCAUACAGGAAAUGUCUAUGACUCACUUUCAGUUGACUACUUUCACAUUGCCUUCAAGCUGUGUACAUUAUACACAGAGCAAUACAUUUUAGCAAUGGCCCAGGGCAAGGAUCACUCCUUUCUUAAAUUGGACGAAUUGGCCAACCGACUGUUCCACCGAUAUCGGAAGGGAAGCCAGGAAAGCGAUGGGGCCCAUGUCUCUGAGUUCACUGUCAUUUGGGAUAAAUUGAUGAAAGAGUUCUUAGCCAAAGCCAAAGAAGAUUUUCUAAGGAAAUGGGAGUGUCCACCACAGAGCACAACUUGCCUGGAUGACUUCGAUAGGCUCAAGACCCUAGGCACGGGUUCAUUUGGCCGAGUCAUGCUCGUCAAACAUAAAGGGACGGACCAAUUCUUCGCCAUGAAGAUCCUGGACAAACAGAAAGUGGUCAAGCUGAAACAGAUAGAACACACGUUAAAUGAGAAGAGAAUACUGCAGGCUGUCUCCUUUCCAUUCCUUGUCCGACUGGAUUACUCCUUCAAGGACAACUCUAACCUCUACAUGGUGAUGGAGUAUGUUCCUGGAGGAGAAAUGUUCUCACACCUCAGGCGCAUCGGGCGGUUCAGCGAAAACCAUGCGCGCUUUUAUGCAGCACAGAUCGUGCUCACCUUCGAGUACCUCCACUCACUAGACCUCAUCUACAGAGACCUGAAACCUGAGAACCUGCUCAUAGAUCAGCAUGGCUACAUCCAGGUGACAGACUUUGGCUUCGCCAAGAGAGUAAAAGGCAGAACCUGGACAUUAUGCGGUACCCCUGAGUAUCUGGCCCCGGAGAUCAUCCUUAGCAAGGGCUACAACAAGGCUGUGGAUUGGUGGGCACUUGGAGUCCUGAUCUAUGAGAUGGCUGCCGGUUACCCUCCUUUCUUUGCCGACCAGCCCAUCCAGAUAUAUGAGAAAAUAGUCUCGGGCAAGGUACGAUUCCCCUCUCACUUUAGCUCCGACCUAAAGGACCUGCUGAGGAACCUGCUGCAGGUGGAUCUGACCAAACGAUUUGGCAACCUGAAGAACGGGGUGAACGACAUCAAGAACCACAAGUGGUUCUCAACAACAGACUGGAUUGCUAUCUAUGAAAGAAAGGUGGAGGCUCCCUUCAUGCCAAAGUGCAGAGGACCAGGAGACACAAGCAAUUUCGACGACUACGAAGAGGAGGAUGUCCGCGUCUCAGAAACGGAAAAGUGUGCAAAAGAGUUUGCAGAGUUCUAGUGAGUGGGCAAAAGGGUCCCAUUAGGGCUCACAUGCAAUGGGAUAUUUUGUGCACUCAUUUGAGGGUGAAGGUGGAGCUGAGACCAUCAUGUGUUCAAAACAAUUGCCUAGUCCCUUCAUUCCACAAAAGGCUGAGUGAGGUCCUUCUUGCCAUGAUCCUUCUUGCGUGCAUCUAGCACUAAUCUAUACACAGGCACAUUAUGCAGACACCCCCUUGUGCUGCAACACACAAAUACUAGACCACGUUCUCUUGUAUGUUUUCCUGGUUGUUAGUUUUUUUUUAUGUUUGCAGCUUGGUAGAAAUCCCUUUUCUUCCUCCUCAACCCAUUUUCAAAUCAACCAAUUAUUUGCAAAGCAAGACCAAAACCAAUUAUUAUAUGCCCAUUUUUAAAGUGGCACAAAGAGUGAUUGAUUGUAUUAGCUAGUAUUGCACACUUUGUUUUGGGAAAAACAGAAAGGGUUUCAGAUCCUCGUUCCUGCAAGUGAGUCUUACCAGUUAUUGUCUGUUACAUGCCUGAUUGUGUUUUAGGGUUCGAUUUCAAAGUGGAUUGGCCCAGUCUAUAAUCCUAAACAUUUUAACCUUAAGAAGUAGAUCCUCGUCGGUGUGCAUAUAGAAUAUACGUAUAUCAGACAUAAGAUUUA
Molecule: messenger RNA, 3409 nt
Organism: Gadus chalcogrammus (walleye pollock)
Lineage: Eukaryota; Metazoa; Chordata; Actinopteri; Gadiformes; Gadidae
Gene: prkacba
Product: protein kinase, cAMP-dependent, catalytic, beta a
Exons: 10
Coding region: 1622-2767 (381 amino acids)
Biological process (GO): peptidyl-serine phosphorylation
Cellular component (GO): cAMP-dependent protein kinase complex; nucleus
Molecular function (GO): cAMP-dependent protein kinase activity; ATP binding
Source: RefSeq, a predicted model, not a curated record